GACAAGGGAGCUCGCCCCUCCCCUCUCCGACCUCACGCAACGUUCGCGUCAUGAAUGAAUAUCCCGUCGUCCUUUGCGCCGCCUUCUCUCUUUCCCCGGAACCAACAUGUCUAAGCGAGGACGUGGUGGUUCGUCCGGUGCGAAGUUCCGCAUCUCCCUGGGUCUCCCUGUGGGAGCUGUGAUUAACUGUGCAGAUAAUACAGGUGCCAAGAACCUCUACAUUAUCUCUGUGAAGGGGAUUAAGGGACGUCUGAACAGACUGCCAGCUGCUGGUGUAGGUGACAUGGUUAUGGCUACAGUCAAGAAGGGCAAGCCUGAGCUCAGGAAGAAGGUGCAUCCAGCAGUGGUAAUUCGGCAACGGAAAUCAUACCGGAGAAAAGACGGGGUGUUUUUAUAUUUUGAAGAUAAUGCAGGAGUAAUAGUAAAUAACAAAGGAGAAAUGAAAGGUUCUGCCAUCACAGGCCCGGUGGCAAAGGAGUGCGCAGAUUUGUGGCCCAGGAUAGCCUCCAAUGCAGGCAGCAUUGCCUAAACCUGUUCCAUCCUCUGUGUAGCUUGACAAUAAAACUGGUUGUACCAAAA
Molecule: messenger RNA, 579 nt
Organism: Alligator sinensis (Chinese alligator)
Lineage: Eukaryota; Metazoa; Chordata; Crocodylia; Alligatoridae
Gene: RPL23
Product: ribosomal protein L23
Exons: 5
Coding region: 107-529 (140 amino acids)
Biological process (GO): translation
Cellular component (GO): ribosome; cytosolic large ribosomal subunit
Molecular function (GO): large ribosomal subunit rRNA binding; structural constituent of ribosome
Source: RefSeq, a predicted model, not a curated record